This is a messenger RNA of Frankliniella occidentalis (western flower thrips), 4226 nucleotides long. RefSeq names its product gonadotropin-releasing hormone II receptor-like. Gene Ontology annotation, biological process: G protein-coupled receptor signaling pathway. The record is from RefSeq and is a predicted model, not a curated record. Bases 699 to 2432 code for a protein of 577 amino acids. Gene Ontology annotation, cellular component: membrane. The transcript is spliced from 11 exons. Gene Ontology annotation, molecular function: peptide binding; vasopressin receptor activity; adipokinetic hormone receptor activity. Lineage: Eukaryota; Metazoa; Arthropoda; Insecta; Thysanoptera; Thripidae.
CGUCUGGUCGCCGUGCGGGGAGGCUGCUCAGCACAGCACAGCCCGCCCGUGUGUAGCGUUACCGUGCGCGCUCGCGCCCCCGCCCGCGACAUGGCCCGGCCCGCCUCGACGGCGUCCCCGAUGCUGACGGUGAACCCCCCGCCCGGGCCGGUCCGGCAGCAGUCCAUGGGCCGGCGCCUGCAGCACGACGACGUGCACCCGCUGCCCCCGCACCGCGUCUACUUCUUCCUGACGUUCGGCGGCCGCGAGGUGCGCGUCGAGCAGGCCGCCCUGCACCGGGCGCUCCGCCAGCGGCUCUGAAGGGGCUCGACGGCGUCCUCGAUCGGCAGCGAGGUGCGGGCCAUAUCCCCGGCGUCCUCGGCGCGCCCCCCUCCGCGGCAGUGACAAAGUGUGUGUGUGAGACGUGCGCCUCCGUGUGACGCAUCGCCUGCCAGAAGCACACUGCGGGAGGCAAGAAGAAAAGGAAAGAGGAGAAGGGGGAGAAAAGGGAAAAUAGAAAAUUGCGCGGCGCUUAGGAGUUCGCUCGCUCGACGGCGUGUAUUCACAUUCAUAUUGCCCAUUGUGCAUCGCGGGGCGCGCCAAAGACGGCCCCCACCCCGCCGCAUCGAGUACGUCGGGCGGGGGGCAGGCCAAUGGAGUAGCGGUCCGGUGAGCGCAGCGCUGCGACCCCACGCAGCAGCAGCUCGGCGACGGGGAGGAUGACGGCCACCAUGGAGGACGUCGUCGGCAACGCCACCACCACCAUGGUGGCCCCGGUGGCCCCGGUGGCCCCCACCGACCUGCCCAUCGACAUGACCUUCAACACCGGCCACAUGGUGUCCAUCGUCUUCUACCCCAUCCUCAUGGUCAUCUCCGCCGUGGGCAACAUCACCGUCUUCGCCAUGCUCUGCCGCAGGCGGAAGAAGUGCCGCUCGAGGAUGGACAACAUGCUCCUGCACCUCUCCAUCGCCGACCUCCUGGUCACCUUCCUGAUGAUGCCCCUGGAGAUCGCGUGGAACUACACCGUGGACUGGCGCGGAGGUGACGCCUUGUGCAGGAUCAUGUCCUUCUACAGGAUAUUCGGCCUCUACCUAUCGAGCUACGUCCUCGUCUGCAUCAGUGUCGACAGGUACUUUGCAGUCCUCAGGCCGAUGCAGAUCUCGGACAGACGUGGCCGCUGGAUGCUGGUCGGCGCCUGGGUGGCUGCCAUCGUAUGCAGCCUGCCGCAGGUCGUGGUGUUCCAGGCGCUGACGCACCCCGAGUUCCCCACGUACGUGCAGUGCAUCACGAAGGGCACCCUCACCUCCACCAAGGCCGCCGUCGCCUACGCGGCCUUCGGCACCGUGGCCAUCUACAUCGUGCCGCUGUCGGUCAUCAUCUUCUCGUACGCGUCCAUCCUCGUCGAGAUCUUCAGGCGCUCCAGGGACCCCAUCGAUGUGCUCCGAGAUUCCAAGACGCAGGUCGCGGGUUCGAAUCUAGAUGAAGACAAGCUCCGCCGCUCCAGCCUCGGCUUCCUGGGCCGCGCCAAGAUCCGCACGCUCAAGAUGACCAUCAUCAUCGUGUUCGUCUUCUUCGUCUGCUCGACGCCGUACCACGUCAUGAUGGUCUGGUACUGGGUGGAUCCGAGCGCGGCGGUCAACGUCGACCCCCGCCUGCAGAAGGGGCUGCUGCUGUUCUGCUCGGCCAACUCGUGCAUGAACCCCAUCGUGUACGGCGCUUUCAACAUCCGCAAGCGGCGCAGCACGAGCACGAGCCAGCGGCCCAAGAACGCCCGCCUGCGCGCUUUGGGAGUGCUUCGGCUUGUGAGCUGGCGGCGCGAGCGCGACGACGACGGCGGGGCCGGCGCGGGCGGGGCCGGCCUUGGGGGCCCCGCGGCCGCCUCGACGGGCUCCUCCUCCGAGCACGCCGCCCACGUCCUGUGUCACCGGGGAAGCAGAGGCUCGCAGGGCUCCGAGGUCUCCUGCACCACCGAGUGGAGCGAGGUGCACUCCACGAGCUGCCUCAGACAAGGUGUCGAUUCCUCUGUCUGCUCUCUCAGCGACGCCCACGACGGCGGACCGCAAGCUCACGCUCAAGAGCGCGCUCAAGGGCGGCUCAAGGGCGGCGACGGAUCCGUCUCCUCGGUGCAGGUUACCUUCGCGGAGCCCGCAGGGGGGCCCCGGGUCCGCUUCCCCGAGAACGAUCGCUUUCGCCUCUCCCAACGGAGCAGCAGCGCUCCUGGCAUCCCCUCCGGAGCCGGCGCCGCCCCUGGGCUGCCCGCCGGGAUGCCCGCCGGGCCCGGCGCCGGCCCUGGCCUCUAUGGGGGCCGUAUGUUCGAGCUGCGGGGAAACGCUUCGGGCCUCGCUCGGGGCGCCGCAGCCGGUGCCAGACGUAACGGCUGUGGCCGUGGCAAGGGAGCGGGCCGAGCUGGAGGGGCAGCUGGCGGGGCAGCUGAGGUGACAUCGUCCGUGUGAGGGCGGCAGGUGCGGGGCAGCUGCCGCCGCGGCUGCGGGCACGUCCGUGUGAGGACAGCCAGCUGCAGUGCCGCGGCUAGCGGGGCAGCUGACGUGUCAGCUGCCGUGUCAGCUGUGAGGUGACAUAUCGUCUGUGUGAGGACGGCAGGUGCGGGGCAGCAGCCGCGGCUGCUACGGUCACCUGCGCUUGAGGACAGCGAGCUGCAUUUCAAGUGAUGGUGAACGGGCCGCGGCUCUGGGACAGCUGUGCCCGCGCGGACAGCCAGCAGCUGCUGCUGCGGGACAGCGGACAUCAGUGAUGCACAUGUCCACUGUGUGCAGACAGCAGCAGAAGUUGGCUGCAAGAGUCCGGGAACGUGUUAUGUUAGCGUGGAGAGUGGACAGCAGCUUGAAGCCGGAAUUCUUCCUGCGGACGUGGACAGGUGGCUGCUGGCCAGCCCAAGUGGACAAUAGUUGUAAGAGUAGUAUGGGGGUGUCUACUCGGAGAGUCUCCCCUUGUCAGAGAUAUCUAAUUCGAAAAAGAAGCUUGUAGGGACACUUUUAUCAGCCUCAAUCUGUGAAAAUAGAAUAAUUGUUUCAAACAAAAACGAAAAAAACAAACAAACUGCAAGCUUAUCUAUGGACCCGUCCUAGUUCUCUCUCUAUUCCUGUACGAGUGCAACUUGGCUUUGUCAUCCUGUCAGUACCCUAAAGCAUUUUUGGAAGAAGUACUUAUAAAGAACUCAAGUAUACUCUAUAGAUUUAUUUUCACAUGGGAAUUCUCUUAAUUUAUUUUCUUGUAUUGUUUCCACAAAGAUAAUGAUGACAACUUUGUCAUACAGAUUCUCUGUUUAGUUAUUGAAGCUACCAACUUUUGUCUAGUCUUAGUCUUAGAAAAGUGUGUUUCGUACAGUCUUUGAACUACAUUCCUUAUUUACUAAACUUGUCCCAGAUGAAGUAUAUUCUGUUAAAGUGCUAGUCAUAAGCAGUCAUUGGCAAUCUGCUCCCCCUGGGAAAACGUUUUUGUCCCAAAAUCGUCAUCACUGUGACGUUUUUUGUCAGCACCAGUGACCUCACAUGUGAAAAUAUUGUAACCCCGUGGGUCAUGAGAGGUCAAUCAAGUAAUUGUGAGGAAAACGUUCUCCUUUUGCCAUUCUCUUAUAUUUUCUCUGAUAGUUUAACAGGCAGUCAUUGGUGGUAAAAAUUUACAACACUCUUCAUCCCGCACUCGUUUACCUUUUUAAAAAAUUAGAUUUAUAAUGUUUAAAAAGUCAAGUGUGAUCCUAUCCUUCAUUUAAAAUGACUAAAAAGUGUAUCAUCUAUGAAAAGUAGCACACACAAAAACAAAAAUGAUCUGGCACCACAGUUGAAUUUCUGAUUAACUCAUCUCAGACAUACCCUUCAAUACUAUGUAUGUGGGGUCUGUAUGCCAGGGAGUGGGAGUGGGAAAAGGGCUCAUUUAAGUUGUCAGCGCAAUCAUACAUAUUUCCUGCACUUGAUGUAGUACUUAAUAAUCAGUACCAACUGUCAUAAGAGAUCUCAAAUUGUAUGUUAGUUCUAAAAAUCUUUAUAAUGUGACACACUCAAAUAAAACCUUUAUUGCAUGCAUUCCAAUAUUCGUACAUGCAUAUAUUAAGAAGAAAAUUUUCUUUUAAAUUUUGAGGGUGGCACCAAUUUUAAAAUGUUUUUAUUUUUUAUGUGCCUGUAGGUUGUGAAUUAUCUCUCAGCACUUAUCAUGUUUACUGAAGAUGGACAUUCUUCUCUUCAUUCCUAACCGACUGUGAUUAAAAAUAUAAACCUAAAACAAAUACUCUC